Trichosporon asahii var. asahii CBS 2479 is the source of this 3057-nucleotide messenger RNA. RefSeq lists its product as uncharacterized. The coding region runs from base 1 to 3057 and encodes 1018 amino acids. NCBI's taxonomy places the organism in Eukaryota, Fungi, Basidiomycota, Tremellomycetes, Trichosporonales, Trichosporonaceae. The record is from RefSeq and is a predicted model, not a curated record. The transcript is spliced from 5 exons. Gene Ontology annotation, molecular function: 5'-3' DNA helicase activity.
AUGACGGCAGCGGCCAGUGGCCAACGGCAGGAAGCUGUGAAACGGCGCACAUGGCGACGCGUCUGUAAACAAAUCAACUUGACAUUCCUUCAUCGACAUCGCGAACCGACACACGACAAGUCGCUGCACCACGCAGCGCCAUCCACCCUGCUCCGAGCACCCAGGCUAAAUCCAGCGCGGCUAUGCCGCCCUGGGUUCAGCUACUAUGACCCCGCUCGCCGACGAGUCAUCCACACGAGCGACUCGUCGCGCUCCUUCGCAGCAGCCGUCGCGACCCCGCCAGAGUACGACGUGAUCGCCACCUAUCCCCAGCGACCACCACACCAUCCAUCAUCACACUCUCCUUCCCUCACUGCCUCGAUUCACUCUGAUGCAGCUGCGGCCGCAUUGGUCGUCGACGGAUCAGACGAUACCGAGCUCGCGGACGCGUUCUUCGACCACGCACCCGAGGAAGGCACACACCCGCGGUCUUUUGACGACCAUCUUCCUCCAGCUCCCUCAGAGGAGCAUCCGACGUAUGAAGAUGCCAUGAAGAAGCCGCGCCGGCGGACACGGACCCUCGAGUCAACGUCGCCAUUUGACCCUCCUCCGAUAGACGGUCCGAGCCGGUUUGACUGGCGUGACCGUCGCCGGCCGAAGUUCGACACGCAUGGACUACCCACCUGGCAGAAGUGGUGGUAUCCCGAGACGCCGCGUGUCAUGCCGAAAAUGACGAAGAUGAACGAAACGGAGGGCGGAUGGGCAGAGCUCAGGCGGUACUCGGACCACUUCGUCCCCCUAUUACUGGCUGAACAAGCUGAAGCCGAGACGCAGCUCGAGAACCGACUGGCGUCCUGGUCCGACCACCAGUUGCGCUCCGAGGGGUUCAUGAUCAAUGGCCUCGCUGGCUCGACGGAGUGGCAACCUCGGUACAAGGUUCACGGCGUGGUUGUGUCCUUCUCUCGAUGGGGAAGCGACGGGACAAAACCUCUGCCACCGAGCCAGUUCGAGCCUGGCGCGACCGUCAUCCUGAGCCGAACACACCCUUGUCAGGACGCUUUUGAGAUCGAGGGCGAGCGGGUGAAAGGGAGCGUCUUCACCAUCAGCCGUGGCGUCGUCAGGGUUCUGUUUCCCGAGCUGCCAAAUGAUGUCGAACUGGGCUCAUGGAGGAUCGACCUCGGCGUCAGCGACUUUGCGAUACAGAAACAGCGCGAGGCCAUCGACCGCCUGAACUUGGACCCGGUGCUACAGGAUCAGCAGUCGUUGCCUGCUGCCCCUAGUGAUCAGGAUCCCGAGGACGAGGCACUGGCGGUGACCAUGAGACGCCAGCGACCACAGGAGAUUCUCGUCGGUACUGGCUUACGCGAUCUCAUCCUUCGCCGGUUUCAGUCACACUACGAGCCGCUGCCAGCACCGGGUUCGGGGAAGCUUGACGAGAUUGCCGCCCAGGUUGCAGACAUGAAGCCUGAGGACAUGGAGGCUUCAACUGGCAUUGAUCAUGACGACUACUCGCCUCGAGGUAUUCUCAGUGCGAACAAGCUCAUUGAUUCGUGGGCUCGCCGCUACCGCGUGCCGGAGGGAACGGUUCCGAUCGCUAUUGAGGGGGACCCACGUGUCCCGCUGAAUCCCAGUCAAACGCGUGCUAUUGCAAUGAUGCUCAGCGAGCGUCUCAGCCUGGUUCAAGGACCUCCGGGAACGGGGAAGACGCGAGUCAUCGUCGAGACAAUCAAGUUGCUGAAGCAGCACUGGCAGAUCCCACAUCCCGUCCUGGUGUGCGCGCACACAAACGUGGCUGUCGACAACCUCGUUGAGGGUCUCAAGACGCAAGGUGUAAACGCGGUGCGCUUCGGAUCGCCAGAUCGUGUGUCACCCCGCGUUGAAGCCCAUACACUCGAGGCGCGAAUCGAACAGCACCCCGCCUACCCCGUUCUGAACCGGGCGCGCAACUCGAAGGAGUCGCUGCAGGCCGAGCUCAGCGAGAAUCUGGCCGGCCCACAGCGGGAAGCAAAACAAAAGGAGAUCGGCAAGCUUAACGGGCGAAUCUACCUCCUGAAAAGGCUGCUACAGGCUGAAGUACUGCACGAAGCUGACGUCGUGUGCACUACCUGUCUCUCAGCCACCUCUCGCGUGCUCGAGGUCAUCGACUUUCCCUUUGUCUUCCUCGACGAGGCAAGCAUGGCCACUGAACCCCUCUCGAUUGUCCCACUCACCAAGGGAAGUGCCCAAGUCGCCAUCAUCGGUGACCACAAGCAGCUUCCACCUGUCAUCGUCUCAGAAGCGGCGCAGCAAGGUGGUUUGGGCACCAGUCUUUUUGAGCGCCUCAUUCAUGAGCAAGCCGUGCCCUCCAUCAUGCUCGACACGCAGUACCGCAUGCACCCGUCCAUUGCGGCCUUCUCCAGCGAGGCUUUCUACAACGGCCAACUGAGGGACGGAACUGUGGUGGACGGUCAAGUCGACCCUGUUCUGCAUCCGCCGACGACUGCGUUCCUAUUGCCGGACGGCGACAGCUCCAAGUCGUUGACCUUCCUGAACCACGAUUUUCCGGAGUCGCCGCAGAACCGCUCCAUCGCGAACCACCAUGAGGCUGGACGAGUAUGCGACAUCGUUGCUGACCUGCUAGCCUCAAACCCCGACCUGAAGGGGGCCGAUAUUGGUGUGAUCGCACCGUACAGUGCGCAGAUCCGCCUUAUUACUGAGUUCCUCACGAUUGAUGAGCGACGCCAGCGCGCGUUCCGGCAGUGGCUUGGACCAGAGCGUGCACGCGAGAUCGAGGACAUUGAGAUUCGGACCGUGGACGGCUUCGAAGGUCGAGAGAAGUCUGUCAUCAUCUUCAGCACGGUGCGCAGCAAUACGGGCGGCUUCCUCGGAUUCCUGGGUGAUUGGAGGCGACUGAAUGUCGGUCUGACACGUGCGAAGCGCGCACUCAUCAUGCUCGGCUCACUUCGCACGCUCAGCAAUGGUGUACCUUCCGCCACAGCUCUUGAGAAGAAGGGCAUCCCUAUUGACGGCACGAGGGUCUGGAAACGCUUCGUCGCUUGGCUUAGGAAGAAUGGGCUCGUCAUGGAGGACCCCGCAUAG